Molecule: messenger RNA, 768 nt
Organism: Leishmania major strain Friedlin
Lineage: Eukaryota; Euglenozoa; Kinetoplastea; Trypanosomatida; Trypanosomatidae
Exons: 1
Coding region: 1-768 (255 amino acids)
Source: RefSeq, a predicted model, not a curated record
AUGGCGACCUCGUCACAUCGCACCGCGAUGUCGUCGUUGUCGGCGGCGAUGAAACAGUAUGUGCAGCAAGCAGCGGAGGACGAUGUCGUCUGUGCCUUUGGCCCUGACUACUUCCACGGCGCGCGCACCGGUGCCUGCGUCGGCUCCCUGUUUUCUGCAACUCUCUGCUGGUACACGUUUCGGCUGUUAAAGGAGGACCAGCGGGAGGUAGACUUCCUCGCCGGUCUCAAGCACGGCCAGCGCAACCCUCACUUCUCUACUUGGACUCUUCUGCGCGGCUUGCGCACUCAGCCGAUGCUCACCACCGGGUGCAUUGCGCUCGCCACCACGUCUGCGAUGAAGUGCAUCAAGUGCUACCUGGCAAACCAGCGCUGCCGCGAAUUUUUCACGGACGACGUGCAGUUUCAUAUGAUCAGCGAACUGAGUGAAACGGACUUAGACGCGGCGGCUUUUUUGUCGACAGUUUUGCAUAAUGCGAAUGGCUGCGGCGUGGGCGCACGCAAUGCACUCUCCACCCUCAGAGAGGAUCGCAGUGAAGACCAACCCUCUAUGUCGCCUGCCCCUACGGCGUCUGCAUCGACAUCGACAGUGAAUGGCCUACUCCACACCCAUAGUAGUAGGCUAGACAGCAAAGAGUUCACGCUUACUCACCGCGCGCCAACGUACUACGACGGGGUUGCCGUCGCGUUCCUCGGCUCCGUUUUGGACUGCUACCUGCCGCAAAAGCCAGUGCAGAAGUACUAUAACAUGCGUGUUGGUACUUGGUAG